CGUCCCACACUUAAAGCGGAAAUAGAAAGCCUUUCUUUUCUCUAUUUAAGCGCGCCAACAAAGACUGUCACAGGACGCAUAUCUGUACUUUGAUCACUGGACACCACACCACCCGUCUUUGUCUCCCCAUCGUCUCUACUGUCUAACAUGCCAGAGGAAACGUCCGCCGCGUCGAGCUCUGGGAGUAUGGAGGAGAAGCCGUGCUCCUCCUCAUCUUCAUCAGCUGCUGCUGCUGCAGACAGCUCGGUUGAUGUCGCGGAGGAGGCAAAGAAGCUGAUUGGUACAGGAAACAGGCAUCUGGUGAUGGGAGAUGUUGUUUCUGCUGUCAGUGUCUUCCAGGACGCCUGUGGCAUGCUGGCUGCAAAGUACGGGGACACUGCAGAUGAGUGUGGUGAGGCCUUCUUCCUCUGUGGGAAGUCCCUACUGGAGCUUGCCAGGAUGGAGAGCAGUGUCCUUGGUAAUGCCCUGGAGGGAGUCCCAGAAGAAUCUGAGGAAGACGAGCAGCCCAAUGGCUCGAAUAUUGAGAGUGCCAACAAUCUUGAUGAAAAAACUAGAGAUGAGCUACGAAGGCAGGUGUAUGAUGCAAUGGCGGAGAAGGAAAAGAAUGAGGCGGUUGACACCAAGCUGGAGUCUGAGGAUGGAAAGGGCAACACUGAGUCCUCAGGCAAACAUGUGAAUGGAUCAGGGGAGCCCUCAAGUUCCCCUAUAAGUGGUAAAGCAACAAGUUCAGUCCAGAAAGCUAAAGUGAAUGGAGUUGAGAAGAGUCAAGUUGCUCCUGUGAACGGUGUGGAGGAAAGUCCUGCUGCGUCUCCCGUAAAAGAAGCCACGAUGGAGAAGGUAAAGGAUUCAAAAGAGCAGAAUGGCAAGAAGACCGACUCCAAGCCAGAGGCUGAACAGGACGAUGAGGAACCAGAGGAGGAUGAUGAUGAUGACGAUGAUGAUGAUGACGACGAUGAGGAUGGAGAGAAAAAUGGACAGGAUAAGGAAGAGGAUGAAGUUGGGAAUUUGCAGUUGGCGUGGGAGAUGCUGGAGGUGGCUAAAUUCAUCUACAAAAGAAAGGAAGGCAAAGAAGACCAACUGAUGGCAGCCCAGGCAUAUCUGAAACUCGGAGAAGUCAGUGCUGAAUCAGGUAACUAUCCCCAGGCGCUAGAAGACUUCCAGGAGUGUCUUGCCCUGCAGCUGAAGCACUUGCCUCCCCACAGUCGCCUGCUGGCUGAGACCCACUACCAUGUUGCCACUACACUGUGCUACAUGGAUCAGUACAGCCAGGCCAUCCAGCAUUACAACAGCUCCAUAAAAGUCAUCGAGGCCCGUUUGGCCAUGUUGCAGGAGGCGAUUGACGCAGCAGAUGGGGCUGCAGAAGAGAAGAAUGAGAUGGACGAGCUGAAGCAGCUUCUGCCAGACAUCAGGGAAAAGGUUGAGGAUGCCAAGGAAAGCCAGAGAACAGGCAGCGCUGCCUCUCAGGCCAUCCAGCAGACACUAGGCGGAGCCUCAACCUCAUCAGCAUUCCUAUGUGAAAAUGGCGGCCCUUCAUCAUCUUCUGCAUUUGCAACAGCCAGCCAGAUCCCAGUUAAAUCAUCUAACAGCGCCUCGUCUUCCAAAGCCGUCUCCAACAUCUCCCACCUUGUCAGGAAAAAGUUUUAUGUUUCUGCACAGAGGAAACCAGAGGACGAGAGCCCAGUAAAGGACACUGAUGCUAAACAAGCGAAACAGGAAGCCACAGUUAAUGGUGCUGACUCUAGUGCCAGCAAUGGAUUCCAGGAGGGAAAAUCACAGGAGUCUGCCACCCAGUCGUCCUCUGUCGGGUCUUCGGCGUGACCGUCCUUGUCUCUUCCCUGAUCUUCGAAAACCAGCACAGCAUGCCUGUCCAGCCCCCUUCAACACUUUUGUUUCUGUAAAUAAGAUCCAUUUUCAUAGAUUUGUCUGUCCAGUUUUGUAAACUUGUAGUAAAUAAGAAUAAAAAAUUUGCAGAUGUAA
This is a messenger RNA of Sebastes umbrosus (honeycomb rockfish), 1977 nucleotides long. RefSeq names its product nuclear autoantigenic sperm protein-like. The transcript is spliced from 15 exons. Gene Ontology annotation, biological process: CENP-A containing chromatin assembly; DNA replication-dependent chromatin assembly. Gene Ontology annotation, molecular function: histone binding. The coding region runs from base 148 to 1818 and encodes 556 amino acids. The record is from RefSeq and is a predicted model, not a curated record. Gene Ontology annotation, cellular component: nucleoplasm. Lineage: Eukaryota; Metazoa; Chordata; Actinopteri; Perciformes; Sebastidae.